Molecule: messenger RNA, 1884 nt
Organism: Penicillium coprophilum
Lineage: Eukaryota; Fungi; Ascomycota; Eurotiomycetes; Eurotiales; Aspergillaceae
Exons: 3
Coding region: 1-1884 (627 amino acids)
Source: RefSeq, a predicted model, not a curated record
AUGAAGUACAACGCGAUGAGCCGGCUGAAACGGGGCCUGCAAGCGCUGAUGCGAAUAACCCCCCCCUACUCGGCCUGCUCGGCCACAGUAGACCCUCUUGACAAUGCCGAACCUGGGUCGAAUGCCCCACAAGUUCACAACACUGGCGAGCUUCCUCGGUCUAAGAACGGCACCAAGCGUCUGAGAAAAAUGUAUGCUCGCUUGCGAGGCAGCUUAUCCCAGGAAGAUGAUCCAAUCACGGACACACAGCCUCAAGCCGCAGUGGAGGAUACCCGCAAAGAGAGGCCACGAUCCAUACCCUUGUCCUCCAAUCCAUUCGACCCAGAUGCUGCCGCGGAGGCAUCCACAACCGCUUGCAAGUCUGUCAGAUUUGAUGAGCCAAAGGAUAGGCGGAAAGUCAGCGCUCAGACGACGCUUUCUCAGGAGUCUAACCAGACUGAAGAUACUGUUUGUCGAGACCCGGCCCGGCAUAUCGCGAUGCCCAUCCAGGAACCAUUGGAGUGGGAAUGGCCUGGGCUAAUGCUUUAUGACGCUGAUACUAGCACCAAUACUCAUGCUCUUGAGGGUUCGGACCCCUUCUCAGAUGGGAAGGCCACCGACCGACAAGUAAAGACGGGAUCUUCGAGGCAUAGUGCAGGCACAAGCCGAGAGGAAUCAAGGACUUCUGAAGGUACACUGGAGCCUAUCGUUGAGACUGAUUUCGACACAAUUGAGCCAGUUAUCGAGCCAGCUCAGCCAGAAGGUGCGGGCUCCCAGAGGGCAAGUUCGGCGAACAGCCAAACAAGCUGCACUAGCACACUGGACUCACCAAAGGCUAUCUCGGCCUUCAACCGGAUGGCGUCUCAGUUCGGUAUUCCGAUUGCGAUUCCACUUGAUGAUUCUCCACCAGCAGAAGGCAAUGCCGAGCAACAAGGCUCGAGUCGUCGUGAAAUUAGAUUGUUGGGCAAAGUUCGCAAGGUGCGAUCCAGCCUGGCCCCCGACACAGCACCUUUGGCACCCGUUCCUAAGCUGCGACGAAUGAAGACUUUCGCCAAUCUGCGCCGUCCCGAUCCGAUGACGUCGUUGCAAGGAAGAUCGAUCGAGACUUUGGCUCGCCUUGGAGGACACGGCUAUCUUAUGCUGACGGAGCUGGCCCCCUGUCCCGUGCAGCUACCCGCAUACAUUGUGGCGACGCUGAUGUUUCUGCAUAAAUAUGGUCUUGACACUCCCGAGAUCUUUAUCCAUUCCGGCGAUCUGAAAGCCGCCAUUCGCUUAUAUGAUCAUUUUGCUAGCCAAGUGCUCGAGGCGGAGAAAGAUGAAUCUAAGAUAUCCCUUACUAUGCGUGUGGUUGCCAUGCCGCAGCUUCGUGACGAUUCGGCGCCCGUGCUGAGUGUGGCCUGGGCCUUGAAAGCCGUGCUGGCGGGGCUUCCAAACGGGAUCCUCGGGAGUGUCCGGCUCUACCAGACCCUCAGGUCGAUGUACUACCACUCGAUACCCGAUAAAUGCUAUCACCUCCGUGUGCCCGAUUGUAUCUCUGAGGCGAGCCCAACGACUGCCGCCCGAGUACAGCUUAUGUGUCUUGCACUCAUUGCCCUUGCGACUGAGAUGCAACGGGAUCUUAUCUGUGCGAUCUUUGGACUACUUUCCUUACUGGUGAAUCCGGAUAUCGUCCAGGAGCAGCCCGGGAUGGAGCUCCGUGAUCCAGUGGCAAGUCCGAACUUCCACGAGUUGGUGCGGGUGUUUGGACCGCUCCUCCUCGGAUCCAGACAAGACCGAGAUGGCACCGAAGUGGAACAGGAGAUUGAUGACCAACGUGUAGCAGGAUUGAUGCUCAAUAAUUGGCAUUUUGUGCAUCGACAGUUGCGAUCUUGGACGAGAGGACGCUAUGUGGUGGGCAGGGAAUAA